Messenger RNA from Postia placenta MAD-698-R-SB12, 1653 nucleotides. RefSeq lists its product as hypothetical. Gene Ontology annotation, cellular component: plasma membrane. The coding region runs from base 1 to 1653 and encodes 550 amino acids. Gene Ontology annotation, molecular function: nucleobase transmembrane transporter activity. Gene Ontology annotation, biological process: nucleobase transport; transmembrane transport. The transcript has 15 exons. Lineage: Eukaryota; Fungi; Basidiomycota; Agaricomycetes; Polyporales; Adustoporiaceae. The record is from RefSeq and is a predicted model, not a curated record.
AUGGCUCCCGCGAACCUUUGGAGGGGAUUGAUUCGGGCGCUAGAGGUCAAGCACCAUGGCGGCGAUGGGUCUCAGAUGUCUUAUACCGAAUCGUUCCUCUCGAACGACGAUCUCGAUCCUGUACCACCCGAGAAGCGCACAUGGGCCGCGUGGAACUUCGUCUCGUUCUGGGUAGCUGACACCUUCAACAUCAACACUUGGAUGAUUGCGUCCUCGAUGAUUCAACUCGGACUUUCCUGGUGGCAGGCCUGGAUAUGUGUGUGGAUAGGUUACGGCAUCAUGGCCCCGUUUCUCGUGCUGAAUGCCCGGCCGGGUGCGAUGUUCCACAUCACAUUCCCGGUGGUGGCUCGUGCUAGCUUUGGCCUCUGGGGUAGCUUGUGGUGUGUCUUCAACCGAGCCGCUAUGGCAUGCGUCUGGUAUGGUGUGCAGGCGAGCAUAGGCGGCAACUGCAUGCUCGUCAUGCUGCGGGCAAUGUGGCCUAGUGUCAACAAUAUCCCCAAUUCAAUGCCCGCGUCCUCGGGGACAAACACGCGGGACUUCAUGUGCUUCUUCCUGUUCUGGCUCAUCUCUCUUCCCGCAAUAUGGCUGCCAAUCCACAAAGUACGGCACCUGUUCACGCUGAAGGCAAUAAUCGUGCCAAUAGCCGGUAUCACCUUUUUCAUAUGGUGCAUCGUCAAAGCCCACGGCGUGGGACCGAUCGUGCACCAGCCUGCACAGAUCCAUGGUUCCGAGCUAGGGUGGGGAAUAGUCGUUAGCGUCAUGUCGUGUAUGUCCAACAUGAUCACUCUUGUGACUAACGCACCUGACUUCGCUUCUCGUUCCACGAAGCCGUCAGAUGCACUCUUACCACAGUUGAUCUCGAUUCCCGUCGGCUACGGCGUUGUCUGUUUCCUUGGUGUCAUUGUCAGUUCAUUCUCACAAGCUAUCUACGGCGAAGCCAUCUGGUCGCCCGUUGAUCUACUUGGCAUGUUUCUGAAUAACAACCCGUCACAUGCGACGCGAUUCGGGGUGUGGUUUAUUGCUGCCGCCUUCAUCAUUGCUCAGCUGGGAACCAAUAUAGCAGCGAACUCUGUCAGCGCCGGCUGUGAUCUCACUGCGCUGUUUCCUCGAUUCAUCAACAUCCGCCGCGGGGGGUACAUCGCUGCUAUUGUUGGCCUAUGUAUGCUCCCAUGGAAUUUAUUGAAAAGUAGCAACAACUUCACAACGUAUCUCUCGGCGUAUUCCGUGUUCCUUAGUUCUAUAGCAGGAGUCAUGCUCGCGGAUUAUUAUCUGGUCCACAAAGGGCACUAUCGCGUCACUGAUCUUUACGAUGCCAAAAAGGAUGGCUGGUACUACUAUACAUACGGCUUCAACCUGAGAGCAUACGCGGGUUACAUCUCCGGCAUCCUGAUCAAUGUAGUUGGUUUCGCGGGAGCAACUGGGCAAUCAGUCCCCUUGGCAGCAACGCACAUCUACGACCUGUCGUUCUUCACUGGAUUGGGCACCGCUGGCCUGGUGUACUGGGUGCUGAACCAGAUCUUCCCAGCACGCGGAGCCGCUAAAAUGUUUGAAGAGGUGGACUUGACCGAAUAUACCACCGAUGAAACAGACGAGGACUUCGAUAGGAAAAGCGAGACGAAAGAUAGUGUCGAUGUUGUAGAGUCUUCGGUUUGA